ACAUGCUGUGUAAGUUGGAUGAGCAAUUGUUUACUUGAACAUGGUCCAGAUCCAUUCCAUUCUCUUAUAGUCCCGCGAAUUUCUUCUCACUCUGUCUUCUGGUUCUGCUUUGGUCGUUACUCCUCUCUCAGAAAGCAGAAAAAAAAAUAAAAAGUACGCACUGUAGCAAUGGCUGUGAGUAUGGAAAAUGCAAGUACAUCCAGCUUAGCGAGAACGAAAUCGGAUCAGCUAGCGGAGUUGGCGGCGGAGGCAACAGGUGUGAAGUCGCCGCCGUCGGCGGAGGGUGGCGGAACGCUAUCAAGGAAAUCGAGCCGGAGGAUGAUGGCGGCGUCGCCGGGUCGCGGCGGGGGGAAAAACGCGCACAUAAGAAAGGCAAGGAGCGCUCAGUUGAAGGUUGAGGUGGAUGAGGUUAACAGCGGCGUGGCUCUAAGCCGAGCUUCGAGUGCCAGCUUGGGGCUCUCAUUCUCCUUCACCGGCUUCACUCUGCCUCCUGAUGAAAUCGCCGAUUCCAAACCUUUCAGCGACGACGAUAUCCCGGAGGAUAUUGAAGCAGGAACUCGUAAGCCGAAGUUUCAGACUGAACCUACUCUGCCAAUAUAUCUGAAGUUCACUGAUGUGACCUACAAGGUGGUGAUUAAAGGCUUAACUACAACUAAGGAGAAGGAUAUCCUGAAGGGGAUCACUGGUUCUGUAAAUCCUGGGGAAGUUUUGGCAUUGAUGGGUCCUUCAGGAAGUGGAAAGACGUCUUUGUUAAAUCUGCUAGGAGGAAGGUUAAUUCAGUCCACAACUGGUGGCUCUAUCACUUACAAUGACCAACCUUAUUCCAAGAUCCUAAAGAGCAGGAUUGGAUUCGUGACACAAGAUGAUGUUCUGUUUCCUCACCUUACUGUGAAGGAAACAUUGACAUAUGCAGCCCGCCUAAGAUUGCCAAAUAAAUUAACGAAAGAGGAAAAGGAAAAACGAGCUUUAGAUGUCAUCGAUGAGCUGGGAUUGGGGAGGUGUCAAGAUACUAUGAUAGGAGGUUCCUAUGUUCGAGGAAUAUCUGGUGGAGAGAGGAAGAGAGUUUGUAUUGGCAAUGAGAUCAUAAUCAACCCUUCUCUUCUGUUUCUUGAUGAACCAACUUCUGGUUUGGAUUCCACAACAGCCUUAAGGAUAGUUCAAAUGCUACAAGACAUAGCAGAGGCUGGCAAAACCGUAGUGACAACAAUUCAUCAGCCAUCAAGCAGACUCUUCCAUAAAUUUGAUAAGUUGAUCCUUCUAGGAAAAGGGAGCUUGCUAUACUUUGGAAAAGCAUCCGAAGCAAUGGACUAUUUCCAGUUUAUAGGGUGUACACCUCUUAUUGCCAUGAACCCUGCAGAGUUUUUACUAGACCUUGCAAAUGGAAACGUAAAUGACAUUUCUGUACCAUCAGAGUUAAAGGAUAAAGUGCAGAUGGGAAAUGCUGAAGCUGAAACAUGCAAUGGGAAACCAUCAGCUUCAGUUGUACAAGAGUAUCUGGUGGAGGCAUAUGAUUCUCGAGUUGCAGAAAUAGAGAAGACAAAGUUAAUGGUUCCUGUCCCCCUUGAUGAAGAAGUGAAGUCUAAGGUUUGUUCUUACAAAAGAAAUUGGGGAGCAAGUUGGUUUGAGCAAUUUUCUAUAUUGUUUUCCAGAGGAUUCAAAGAAAGGAGACAUGACUAUUUUAGCUGGUUGAGAAUCACCCAAGUUCUUUCCACUGCUGUCAUAUUAGGAUUACUCUGGUGGCAAUCAGAUGCUAAAAACCAAAAAGAUUUGCAAGAUCAGGCAGGACUGCUUUUCUUUAUUGCUGUAUUUUGGGGAUUCUUUCCUGUGUUCACUGCAAUAUUCACAUUUCCUCAAGAGAGAGCCAUGCUGACAAAGGAACGAACAACGGAUAUGUACAGACUAAGUGCAUAUUUCAUGGCUAGAACAACGAGUGACCUUCUACUAGACCUGGUUUUACCAGUGUUUUUCCUCCUUGUUGUUUAUUUCAUGGCCAGUUUGAGACUCAGUGCAGGGCCUUUUUUCCUCAGUAUUCUUACAGUUUUUCUCUGCAUCAUAGCAGCUCAGGGACUUGGACUUGCUAUUGGGGCCACACUAAUGGACUUGAAAAGGGCAACAACUUUGGCUUCAGUAACUGUGAUGACUUUCAUGCUGGCUGGAGGCUUUUUUGUGAAGAAAGUCCCUAUAUUUAUAUCUUGGAUUCGUUACAUAUCUUUCAACUACCAUACGUACAAACUAUUGCUCAAGGUUCAAUAUGAACACAUGACACCUACCAUAAAUGGGAUUCGAAUUGACAGUGGAUUCACAGAAGUUGCUUCUCUGAUAGCCAUGGUUUUUGGUUACCGUUUAUUGGCAUAUGUUUCUUUACGGCGGAUGAAACUUCAAGCUGGAAGUUAAGACAAUCAAUUCAGGCAUAUAUAUAGCAUGGUCUGAGUUGGAAAUGCACAUGACGGCUCAUAAUUAUAGAAAUGUAAGGAGUAGCAAGUGAAGUGCACUUAGUUUGUCUAAUUAAUCUCAUGAAUUAUAUUACAUUUAGCAUGUUCAACAAAAGCAUGCAUGCCGAAUGUUAUCACAGGCGCAUCAGUAUGAGAUGCUUUUUGAAAUUAUUUAACUCUUAGGAUGAAUGACUCUUCUUAUUAGAUGUGUUUCAUUAACAAAAGUUUGCAACUCUGGUAGCCAGAAUUAAAGGUUUCAUUAACUAAAGUUUGCAACUCUUCUUAUUA
Cajanus cajan (pigeon pea) is the source of this 2720-nucleotide messenger RNA. It is a transcript of the gene ABCG22, whose product is annotated as ABC-2 type transporter family protein. Gene Ontology annotation, molecular function: ATP hydrolysis activity; ABC-type transporter activity; ATP binding. Gene Ontology annotation, biological process: transmembrane transport. Gene Ontology annotation, cellular component: membrane. The record is from RefSeq and is a predicted model, not a curated record. Lineage: Eukaryota; Viridiplantae; Streptophyta; Magnoliopsida; Fabales; Fabaceae.